AGCAUCAAAAUGAAAAUACCACCUUUCCAAGGUAGAACUGACCCUGAGGUUUAUCUAGAGUGGAAGAAAAAAAUAGAGUUGGUGUUUGAUUGCCAUAAUUACUCUGAGGAGAAGAAAGUGAAGUUGGCGGUAAUUGAAUUCACUGAUUAUGCUAUUAUUUGGUGGGAUCAAUUAGUGACCAAUAGGAGGAGGAAUUAUGAGAGGCCUAUAGAGACAUGGGGAGAGUUGAAAGCUCUCAUGAGGCGGAGAUUUGUUCCUAGCCAUUACUAUAGAGACCUUUACCAGAAAUUACAAAAUCUUACACAGGGGUCUAGGAGUGUAGAGGAUUACCAUAAGGAGAUGGAGGUGGCGAUGAUUCGGGCUAAUGUAGAGGAGGACCGAGAGGCCACCAUGGCUAGAUUUUUGAGUGGGUUAAAUAGGGACAUAGCCAAUGUAAUUGAAUUACAACAUUAUGUGGAGAUAGAGGACAUGGUGCACAUGGCUAUGAAGGUGGAGAGACAGUUAAAGAGAAAAGGGACAGCAAGGUACACUUCGGUUUCUAGCACUACUUGGAAAUCAAAAUGGGAUAGGAAUGAUCCAGGUGAAGCAAAGAGAAAGACCGAACCACCUAAGGGAAAAGAUGAGGGAACUAGCAACAAACCCAAGGUAGAAUCCCAACCUUCACGGAAUAGAGAUAUCAAAUGUUUUAAGUGUUUGGGUUCAGGGCACAUUGCUUCUCAAUGUCCAAAUAGGAGGGUGAUGAUUAUGCGUGACAAUGGAGAGGUGAUGACUGAGAGUGAGGAUGAUAGUGAUGAGGUGCCCGAGUUGGAUGAUGCUAGUGAUGAUGAUGGAGUGGUAUACCCUGUGACAGGUGAGUCUCUUGUUGCCAGGCGUGCUCUUAAUGCACACAUUAAGGUGGAUGAUGCAGAGCAACAGAGAGUGAACAUUUUCCAUACUAGAUGCCAUGUCAACAAUAAGGUAUGUAGUAUGAUCAUUGAUGGAGGGAGUUGUACUAAUGUGGCUAGCACUACUUUGGUUGAGAAAUUGAAUUUACCAACCUUAAAACACUCUAGACCAUACAAAUUGCAGUGGUUGAAUGAUUGUGGAGAGGUUAGGGUGGAUAAACAAGUGUUAGUUACUUUUUCUAUUGGGAAGUAUCAGGAUGAGGUGCUUUGUGAUGUUGUGCCUAUGCAUGCGGGCCAUAUUUUGUUGGAGAGGCCAUGGCAGUAUGAUAGGAGGGUGACACAUGAUGGGUUCAAGAACAUGUACAGCUUUGAAAAGGAGGGCAAAACAAUUAAGCUUGCUCCUUUAACUCCAAGCCAGGUCUAUGAGGACCAAUUGAAAUUGAAAAGUGAGGUUGCUCAAAAAAGAAAAAGUGAAAAUGAGAGUGAUCAGAAGAGAAAGAGUGAAAAUGAGAGUGAUCAAAAAAGGAAGAGGAAUUCAUUCCCACGGGUUCAUAUCAAUCGCCCUAUGAUUUUUCUUGUCUAUAAAGAGUCUUAUCUUACUCUUGAUGAAACUAACCAGUUUCUUCCUAGUUUGGCUGUUUCUUUAUUGCAGGAGUUUGAGGAUGUAUUCCCGGAUGAGAUGCCAAAUGAGUUGCCACCCAUUAGAGGCAUUGAGCACCAGAUUGAUUUUGUGCCCGGGGCUGCUAUUCCAAACCGACCAGCCUAUAGGAGUAAUCCAGAGGAGACACAGGAGCUUCAGAGGCAAGUUGAGGAUUUGAUGAGCAGGGAGUACGUGAGGGAGAGCAUGAGCCCCUGUGCUGUACCAGUGCUACUGGUGCCAAAGAAGGAUGGGACGUGGAGGAUGUGCAUUGAUUGCAGGGCGGUCAACAAUAUCACGGUAAAGUAUCGCCAUCCCAUUCCUAGAUUGGAUGAUAUGCUUGAUGAAUUGCAUGGCUCAUGUAUUUUCAGUAAAAUUGAUCUUAAAAGUGGGUACCAUCAAAUUAGAAUGAAAGAGGGUGAUGAAUGGAAAACUGCUUUUAAGACUAAAUAUGGGCUUUAUGAAUGGUUGGUUAUGCCAUUUGGACUUACAAAUGCGCCCAGUACUUUCAUGAGAUUAAUGAACCAUGUCCUACGUGCAUUCAUAGGCAAGUUUGUGGUUGUGUACUUUGAUGAUAUCUUAGUGUACAGCAAGAACUUAAAUGAACAUAUUGACCAUUUGAGAUAUGUGUUUGAUGUGUUGAGAUGUGAAAAGUUGUAUGCUAAUUUCAAGAAAUGUGCCUUUUGCAUGGAAAAAGUUGUUUUUCUUGGUUAUGUUGUUAGUACGAAGGGUAUUGAGGUGGAUGAAGAGAAAGUCAAGGCCAUCAAGGAGUGGCCAACGCCAAAAAGCAUCACUGAGGUAAUUAAAAAGAAUGUUGGGUUUCAUUGGGGGGCUAAUCAAGAGAAUGCUUUUGCCACUAUUAAAGAAAGGUUGUGCUCUGCACCUGUGUUAGCAUUACCUGAUUUUAACAAAGCUUUUGAGAUUGAAUGUGAUGCCUCAGGAAUUGGGAUUGGAGCCGUUUUGAUGCAAGAUAGGCGUCCCAUAGCCUUCUUCAGUGAAAAGUUAAGUGGGGCAUCCCUGAACUACCCUACUUAUGACAAAGAGCUUUACGCUCUUGUUCGUGCAUUAGAGACUUGGCAGCACUACCUAUGGCCAAGGGAAUUUGUGAUCCACACCGAUCAUGAAUCAUUGAAGCAUCUCAAGGGUCAAGGUAAGUUGAAUAAAAGGCAUGCUAGAUGGAUGGAAUACAUUGAGACAUUUCCCUAUGUCAUCCGUUACAAGCAAGGUAAGGAGAACAUUUUAUUGGUGCGUGAGGCACAUGGUGGGGGAUUAAUGGGACACUCUACUACUUCAUACUCUCCUUUCGAAAUUGUUUAUGGAUUUAAUCCACUUACUCCUUUGGAUUUGAUGCCUUUACCUGUUGAUGACAGAAGUAGUUUGGAUGGACAAAAGAAGGCGGAGUUAGUGAAGUCACUUCAUGAGAGGGUACGGCUUCAAAUUGCCCAAAAGAAUGAAAGGGUUGCGUCCCAAGCCAAUAAAGGACGAAGGCGUGUCAUCUUUGAACCAGGAGAUUGGGUUUGGGUUCACAUGCGCAAAGAAAGAUUCCCAGCCCAUAGAAGGACUAAGUUACAUCCUCGAGGAGAUGGACCUUUCCAAAUUCUUGAGAAAAUUAAUGACAAUGCAUAUAAAGUGGAUCUUCCAGGUGAGUAUAAAGUUUCUGCAACUUUCAAUGUUUCUGAUCUUUCUCCUUUUGAUGUAGGUGAAGAUUCGAGGUCGAAUCCUUUUGAGGAGAGGGGGAAUGAUAGGAACCAAGGUGGGCCUACUCUUAAAGAUCCUUUGCAAGUUCCAGAUGGGCCAAUUACAAGAUCAAGGGCCAAGAAGAUCAAGGAAGCAAUGCAA
Messenger RNA from Juglans microcarpa x Juglans regia, 3360 nucleotides. RefSeq lists its product as uncharacterized. The transcript is spliced from 5 exons. The annotation marks the transcript as partial. Gene Ontology annotation, molecular function: zinc ion binding; nucleic acid binding. NCBI's taxonomy places the organism in Eukaryota, Viridiplantae, Streptophyta, Magnoliopsida, Fagales, Juglandaceae. The record is from RefSeq and is a predicted model, not a curated record.